This is a messenger RNA of Corticium candelabrum, 2022 nucleotides long. RefSeq names its product tyrosine-protein phosphatase non-receptor type 11-like. The transcript has 12 exons. The record is from RefSeq and is a predicted model, not a curated record. Gene Ontology annotation, molecular function: cell adhesion molecule binding; non-membrane spanning protein tyrosine phosphatase activity; receptor tyrosine kinase binding. Gene Ontology annotation, biological process: positive regulation of ERK1 and ERK2 cascade; protein dephosphorylation. NCBI's taxonomy places the organism in Eukaryota, Metazoa, Porifera, Homoscleromorpha, Homosclerophorida, Plakinidae. The coding region runs from base 24 to 1847 and encodes 607 amino acids. Gene Ontology annotation, cellular component: cytoplasm.
UCCACAUUCGCAUUCGAGACGUGAUGGGCACGAGAAGGUGGUUUCAUCCGAACGUCACAGGACAAGAAGCGGAGCAGUUGUUGCUGCAUCAAGGCGUAGACGCCUCUUAUCUCUGUCGUCCGAGUCGCAGUAAUCCUGGAGACUUUACGCUUUCUGUGCGGAGAGGUGAUGAAGUAACUCACAUUAAAAUACAGAACACUGGAGACUUCUAUGAUCUAUACGGGGGAGAGAAAUUUGCAACACUUAGUGAACUCGUCCAAUAUUAUACCGAAAGCCAGGGCCAAUUGAAAGAGCGAAAUGGACACGUCAUUGAACUCAAGUUUCCUCUCAACAGCGAAGAGAUCACAAACGAACGUUGGUACCACGGAGCACUAAACGGUCGGGAAGCAGAGACUCUUCUUAUUGAUCGCGGCUCUCAGGGCUCGUUUCUUGUGCGAGCCUCGUCUUCAAAGCCAGGAGAUUAUGUUCUGUCUGUCAGGUGUGAGGGAAGCCGGGUGACACACGUGAUGAUCAGGAACAAGGAGGGAAAAUUUGAUAUUGGAGGUGGUGAGCAGUUUGAUACACUGGACAGUCUGGUUGAUUAUUACAAGAAGAAUCCGAUGGUGGAGACGUCGGGGACGGUCGUUGCUUUGAAAGUUCCGUUCAAUGCGACUCGCAUGAAUGUCGCUAACAUUGAUAAUCGAGUUGGACAGUUGGCUCGUCAGAGAGAGGACGUGUACGGCAAGGCUGGAUUCUGGGAGGAGUUUGAGCAGCUGCAGCAGCAAGAGUCGAAGCAUCUCUACAAGCGACAAGAAGGAGCGAAGCCGGAGAACAAGUCGAAGAACAGAUACAAGAACAUUUUGCCAUUUGACCAUACGAGGGUGAUCUUGCAACCUGACGAAAUGUUUGCUGAUUCUUCGGAGUCGGGUUAUAUCAAUGCCAACUACGUUUCUGGUGAAACUCCUGGCAGUGAGAAAGCGUACAUUGCUACUCAAGGAUGCCUACCGAGCACGGUUGUUGAUUUGUGGAGAAUGAUUUGGCAAGAAAAAUGCAGGGUGAUUGUCAUGACAACAAAUGAAGUUGAAAGAGGACGGAAUAAGUGCAUUCGAUACUGGGCAAAUAAAGAUGACCAGAAAGAGAUAGGGCCAUUCACAAUAGCAUGUUUAAGCGAAGAAAGCAAACACUCUCACAUUAUUCGAGAACUUCUUAUAAUGAGACAAGACGACCCGAACCCUCGGACAGUUUUUCAGUUUCAUUUCAAGACGUGGCCUGAUCAUGGGGUUCCGAAUGAUCCCGGUGACGUACUGCACUUUCUUGACGAAGUGAGAAAGAGUCAGGAUGGAAUGGAAGAGGCCGGACCAAUCGUUGUGCACUGCAGUGCAGGAAUUGGUCGGACAGGAACGUUUAUUGUCAUUGACGUUCUUCUCAAUAUUAUCAAACAACAUGGUUUAGAUUGUGAGAUCGACAUUCAAAAGACCAUCCAGAUGGUUCGAGCUCAGCGAUCUGGAAUGGUUCAGACGGAGGCACAAUACAAGUUUAUUUACAUGGCAAUCAAGCAUCAUAUCGAGACGCUGAGAGCACGCAUGGAUGCAGAGCAUAAGAUGAUGCCUGCACGGCCGUAUGAUAAUCUUAAGUUUCCUUCAGGUGCUUCGGGAACUUCAACAUCAGGCACUGCUUUUGGUGGAGCAUCAUCUCGACCUCCAUAUAAUGGUAUUCCUGCCGUGUCGACUGGACCUCCACCUCCAGCACGACCAGCUCACACGAUGACACCAACCGGAAUGCAAGAUCAACCCUUAUACCACAACUGGCCAGCCAUUCGCGACCAGACACAGACAGGCGCUUAUAAUGUCAGUGACCGUGCAGACUAGUAGAUCUCAUCGUUGCGAUUUAUAGCAGUUUCUCUGGUCUCAGACUGUGAUCUAAGUUAUUACUACGUAGGCUCGCCUUUUCACAGUUCUUUGUCUGUGCGUGCGUGCGUGUGUGUGUGUGCGUGCAUUUGAUUGUUGUAGCUAAAAAAAUUAGUACAUUGUGUCACACAAAGCA